UUCGUCUAUAAUCCUCAUCAAUAUCAUCAUUCAAUCUCCCAAAGCCCUUACCCUUCACUCUCGCCAGAAAAAUAUGGCUUCUUCAACUUCAGCUACUCAGGUUCUCUCUGUAACCACAACGGCACUGGAUCAAAAGCCAAGGACUUGUCGUUUCCUUGUCCAACCACGAAAACCUUACUUCAAUCUCUCUUCUUCAGCUAAACCAUUCUCAAAUAAAGCUCCCUUCUCUUUAUCCAAUUCCAAUUCUUUUCCACUAACUAAAGAGCUCGAAACGAAUAAUAAUUCUCUAACUCUUCGUGAAAUUUGCCAGGGUCAAGUGCCGGACCACGUGCUGCGCAGAGUGGAAGAGGUUGGAUUUGUAGUGCCGACAGACGUACAGAGGGAAGCUUUGCCUGUUCUAUUCCGUGGAAACGAUUGCAUUCUUCACGCUCAGACAGGUUCCGGGAAGACGCUGACUUACUUGUUGUUAGUUUAUUCAGUAAUAAAUCCUAAAAGAUCGGCUGUGCAAGCUCUAAUUGUGGUUCCCACCAGGGAGCUUGGCAUGCAAAUUUCGAAAGUGGCUCGGAUGUUAGCUGCAAAGCCUAUGAAUCAUGAAGUGGAGCAGAAAUCGUAUACUGUUAUGGCACUUUUAGAUGGAGGAAUGUUGAGGAGACAUAAGAGUUGGCUGAAGGCAGAACCGCCAAGUAUAGUGGUAACAACAGUAGGAAGUGUGAGCCAGAUGCUUGAAAAGCAGAUAUUUAAGCUUGAUUCGAUGCGUGUGUUGGUGGUUGAUGAGGUUGAUUUUUUAUUCAGUUCUUCAAAGCAAGUUAGUUCUCUCAGGAAGCUUUUGACAUUAUAUUCUUCAUGUAACAACCGUCAAACGGUUCUUGCCAGUGCAUCCAUCCCUCAGCAUAGACGAUUUUUACAUGACUGCAUACAGCAGAAGUGGACAAAGAGGGAUGUGGUUUAUGUCCAUGUCAAUCCAAUUAAGCCCUUGCCGCCAUGCCUGCUUCAUAGAUUUGUGAUAUGUGGUAGAAAAGAGAAACAUCGACUAUUGCUAUCAUUAUUAGAAUGUGAUCUGCCUGAGUAUGGUAUUAUUUUUGUUGGUGAGCAGUCUGAGAAGUCAAAAAAGGCUGGGAAAGCUCCUUCAACAACUCUUCUAAUUGAUUUUUUGAAGACUUCAUACGGAGGUUCGAUAGAGAUCCUUCUUUUGGAGGAAGACAUGAAUUUCAAUUCACGAGCAGCCUCACUUUCUGAAGUGAGGCAAGGAGGUGGAUAUCUCCUUGUGUCUACAGAUAUAGCUGCGAGGGGGAUUGAUCUGCCAGAAACAACUCACAUAUACAACUUCGACCUGCCAAAAACUGCUAUUGAUUAUUUACAUCGGGCUGGAAGAACAUGUAGAAAGCCAUUUUCAGAUAAGAAAUGCACUGUCACCAAUAUUAUACUUUCAGAAGAGCGUUUUGUUUUGCAGAGAUAUGAAAACGAAUUGAUGUUUAACUGUGUAGAGCUUAGAUUAGAGAUCCAAUGUUAAAGUUUUAAUUUUAUACAAAAUUGGCUGUUUCCUUCUUAUUAUGGAAUGUAAAAUGAAACAAUUUCAUAUUAUUAUUAUUAUUUCAUCUUUUAAACAA
Molecule: messenger RNA, 1607 nt
Organism: Durio zibethinus
Lineage: Eukaryota; Viridiplantae; Streptophyta; Magnoliopsida; Malvales; Malvaceae
Product: P-loop containing nucleoside triphosphate hydrolases superfamily protein
Molecular function (GO): RNA binding; ATP binding; RNA helicase activity
Source: RefSeq, a predicted model, not a curated record